Strongyloides ratti is the source of this 1851-nucleotide messenger RNA. Its product is annotated as p53-like transcription factor, DNA-binding domain and Immunoglobulin-like fold domain and Immunoglobulin E-set domain and Beta-trefoil DNA-binding domain and LAG1, DNA binding domain-containing protein. Gene Ontology annotation, molecular function: RNA polymerase II cis-regulatory region sequence-specific DNA binding; DNA-binding transcription activator activity, RNA polymerase II-specific. The transcript has 3 exons. Gene Ontology annotation, cellular component: nucleus. Gene Ontology annotation, biological process: regulation of transcription by RNA polymerase II. The record is from RefSeq and is a predicted model, not a curated record. Lineage: Eukaryota; Metazoa; Nematoda; Chromadorea; Rhabditida; Strongyloididae. The coding region runs from base 1 to 1851 and encodes 616 amino acids.
AUGAAUCAUUCUAAUCACUGUUCCAGUGGUAUUAAAAGACAAAAAAUUGACGAUGAAUAUUUGGAAUAUUCUAAUUUAUGUUCAUCAAAUCUGGGAAACUUUAUGUUUUCACAAGUAAAAAUUGAACAAUGUCAAAAUGAUAAAAAAAAUAUUCCUAAUAAAAAUAUGAUUAAACAUAUUACUUCUCAACAAGGAUUAGAAUUCUCCAAUAUUAUUAAUCCUCUUGGAGUAUCAGGUGUUCCUUCUCAUGAUUUAUCUAAUGAUCAUGAUAGUUUUUUAGAAACACUUCAUGAAAAUGAUCAUAAUGUUUCUGAUACAACCACUUUACCACAUAAUGAUAGUUUAAAUUCAACUAAUCAUAGUGUUCGGGAAAUAUCUAUAGAAGAUAAAAAUAAAUGUUUUCCACAAAUUUAUUCACCACUUAGACCUAUAUCAGAUUUAUUAACUCAUUCAACUUUUCCACUACCUGAAGGUUUAACAAAAGAAGUUAUGGUAGACUACUUAAAUCAUAAAACUGAAUAUGAUUGUACAAUAAAUAUUAGGAGUAUCAUUGUAGGCCAAAAAUCAUAUGGUGAAGAAAAACGAUUUUUAUGUCCACCACCUAUUAUUGAAUUAAAAAAUUCAGUAGGUUGGAAUAAAUUUAGAAUGACUUUGGAUAAUUUUAUGCAUGGAAAAUUAUUAAUGUAUAGUGAUGAAUUACAGAAAGGCCAUUUUUUAACUAAGCUUGCUUUACAAAACGAUGGUUCAAAAAUAGUUGGUACUGCAAUUUUAGAAAAAUUAGAAAAAGUAAAACAAAUGCCUAUUGAUUUUGAUGAAUCUAAUAAAGUAGCCUUGUUAAAAAAUGUAUAUUUUUCAAAUGUUUCACAAACCCUAAAGUCGACAAAAAUUAUAGCUCACCUAUUCUUUUUAUAUGGUGUAGAUAUAGGAAUUUUUGAAACUGAAAGAAUAAGAAUCAUAUCAAAACCAAGUAAAAAAAAAUCUAGUGCUGUUAGAAAUGAUACAAGACAUCUUUUUAUUGAAAGUGGAUAUAAAGUUGCCCUUUUUACUAGAAUGAGAAGUCAAUUAAUUCAUACAAAAUAUGUUGAAGUUAAAAAUGGUAGUUUUAUUUCUAGUCCUACUCAAUGGAGUUGUUUGGAAAUAUUUAUUAUUGAUGAAGAAAAAACUGAUCUUAGUAUAGAUGAUAAUUGUGUUGAUUUCUUUGCAAAAGAUGGUAAUCUUUGUUUUGGAAAUGUUAUUAAAAUUUUGAAUGAUGAAGAAGGUAUUGGAUUACCACCUUUAAGGAUAAUGAAACCUGACAAACAAUAUAUUGAUCUUCAGGAACAUUCAAAAAUGAUUACCAUGAGUGAACCAGUUUGUCAAUUGCAAAAGAUUUGCCUUCAAGAUUAUCAUAAUCCAACAAAAUUUAUAAGCUUAAUUAAUGAUACACUUACAUUCGGCGAUGCAGUAGUCGACGAAAAAGACAAAAAUAAACUUCAAGUAACAGAUUCAUGUAUAUUACAAAUUGUAUCAGCAAAAGAAAAUGAAUAUACAUUUUAUUGUAGUACAGGUAUAAGUCCCUUCCCGGUAGCACCAAUACCAGUUGUUAAAGGAGUUACUGAAUGUGGUUGUGAUUCAGAAUACAGAAUAGAAAUUUGUGGAUCCAAUUUCUCUCCAAACCAUCAAGUUUGGAUUGGUUCUGAAAAAAUUGAGACUGUAAUGAAAAGUUCAGGAAGUAUUGUAGCUAUUCCAACAAGAGAACAAUAUGAAAUAUUUAAAGGAUAUAAAAAUAAAGAAGAAAAAGAAUUAAGUAUCUAUAUAGUCAGAGAAGACGGCGUUAUAUAUCCAACAGAUAAAUCUUUAUCAAGACUAUAA